AUGUGGGGAUUUCACAGUGACUCAAAUUUGUGGUUGGUGAAGAGGAAUCAUGGACAAACAGAGUACUACAAGGAUACUCACGACUUUAGCUCCUGGAAAAAAGUCGAUCUAACUGAGCUUUCAAAAGUUCCAUUCCACAUUCCUUCAAAGGACCCAAAGGCCUUUAAUUUCAAAGUCUUCUUGAAAAGGCAGUUCAAAGAAAAAUUUUCUGGAAUGAAAAAUGUGGAAUCGCUAAUUAGAAGAGACAAGGAGGUGCUUGAUCGCAGAACCAAUGAGCCAAUGAAGUUAGUGCUGUGGCCUGCAACUAAAUAG
This is a messenger RNA of Lactuca saligna, 312 nucleotides long. NCBI's taxonomy places the organism in Eukaryota, Viridiplantae, Streptophyta, Magnoliopsida, Asterales, Asteraceae. The record is from the annotation of a GenBank genome assembly.